AGUUACAAAUAACACGUUAAAGGAUGAUAAGUCAAAAGCCAUAGUCACGUGACGAAUUUUAUUCUUCAGACACUUACAACUAUCAGCUGUUAGUGGGAGUAUAGCCCAAAAUGGAACUGAAAGAAUGUAUUUUCUGUUCGAUUUUCAGCUGAAAGUUGAGUUGUCACUAAUUGAAAAAAUUAUCGGAAAUUGAAAUUAAAUAUUUAUUAUGACUUGAAGUUAAUUUCCAGCAAUUUAUCAUAGUGAUUAGAAUAGUGAUUGUUAAAUCAGUGAAAGUAUUUAUUCAAUUACUUCUGAACAAGACUUUGAAGGUAUGGAUAAAAUAGAUAGAGGCUCCUACGAAAGAUUAAGUAUACGAGAUAGUAUAAGGGAAUCGGCACAAUCUCUAAGAAAAUAUGGCAGUACUAGCAAACAUGUUAUGAAGAAUGAAAAUUAUAUUAAGCACUUUGUGACGAACACGGACACUUUACAAGGAAUUGCAUUAAAAUAUAACGUUACUAUUGAACAAAUACAUAGAGCAAAUAAAUUAUGGACUUCUGAUAGUUUAUUUUUAAGAGAAUAUCUUCUAAUACCUAGUGAAGAAUCAUCUUCUAGUUUUGUUGAUCUUGAAGAACGACCUAAAUCGAUAUCGAGUCUUACGUCUCCUAGUAAUUCUAGUUUCGAUGAAGAAGAUAUUGGAGGUUUUUUAAGUAAAAUCGACGCGGCAAUUGCUACAAGCAAGGAAGGCGUCAAAAAAACUAGUAGAUCUAACGAAUUUGUUGAUGAUUUUGAAGAAAUCGAGAGGCGAUUACCACCCGUAUCGAGAAUGAAGCAGAUGGUGAAUAAUAACAGUAGUAACAACGUAAUUUCGGAACAAGGCAGUCUCUUACACAAUCCAAAUAGUAUAGUCGUACAGCAAGGUACUAAAGCUCGUACGUCUCCGAAACAACACGAACAACAUCAAGAUGAAUUUUUUGAACUAUAGCUAAAAUACGGAUUAAAUUUUUUUUUGUUGGAAUAUUAUACCUACCAAAAAUACGAGAAUAAAUGCAAUUGGUUUAUAUCUUUUAUAUAUAAUAUAUACCGGAUGUCCCGCUACGAAAUAUAUCUAGAAAAUAAAUUGAAAUUAUAAAGUGUUUCGAUCAAAUUUUUAUUAUUUUACAUUUUUUGAAAGAAAAAAUGUUUAAUAUUUGUAAUAUUUCAAAUUUUUUCUUGUCAAGUACUAGUGGACGUACUGUAUACUUAAAAGGAGAAAUAAAGAUAAAAAUGUAUUCAGGAAUUUUGGAAUUGAGCCACUUAAUGGUUUUUAUACACAUUCUGUAAGGUGGAUCAAUCCGUUGCUAAUUGUUCUCUAUGUGGUCCUGUUUUGUUUCUUUUUUUUUUCCAUUGCUUGAUUCACAUUCUAUUUAAAUUCCUCUUUUUCCAUUGCUUGAUUCACAUUCUAUUUAAAUUCCUCCUUUAUUUAUAACUAUUUUGAUCUGGGCCUUCUUUUUCUGCAUCCUGGAUUCCAUCCAUUUAUGCCGUAGUAUUCUUCGUCCUUUAUUAUGUUUAUCUUUUCAUUUCACUAACUCUAUUUAUUCUUCAUGCUGUCCUGUCCUGUCCUGAUCUCUUUCUUCCUCAUUGUUUCAUUCUUGUAUUUUGGUUCUUCUUUAUUUAUAAUGUAGCAUUGACAAAUCUAGUAUGUUAUCGUUUACUAUCCAUUUGAGCCAUAGUAUUCUUCUUUUAUACUUUCGAUCAAUGUUUUUCUUUCAUUAUUCAUAUAUUUAUCUUUUCAUUUCACUAUCCGUAUUCUCAAUGCUGUCUUGUCCUGGUCUUUUUUGCAUCUUUUCAGUCCUUAUUCUAUUCUGGCCCUUUUUUAUUUUGAUCUAUGCCUUUUUCUUCUUCUUCUUUACUAACCACAGAUGGCAUUCUUUCUAUUACUUUAAUUAUAUCUUCCUCUUUGUGUAGCACAGAAACAAUGACAAAAACAGAAAAAGAGUUGACAAUAACAGAAAGAAUAAAAAAGAAGAUAUUAUAAAAAGAAUAAAAUAAAGAAUUCUAUGACAUCUAGAUGGUCAGCUAUAUCUUCUUUUUAUCCUUCUUUCUGUUAUUGUCCACUCUUCUUCUGUUUUUAUCAUUGCUUCAGUGCUAUACAUUAGUAUCUUGUCUCAUCAUUGUUUUAUCCAAUUUGAUCUCCUUAUUAACAUUGAAUUAUCCACUAUGUUAUCUCAUACUCUCAAUAAAUGUCACAAUAUUUUUUUUGAAAUCUUCCCAUUUCACUUAAUAUCUAUUUUUAUCAAUUUCAAUCUGUCCCAUUAUUUUUCUUUCAGUUAUUGGUAACUUUUCUUUCUUUUUCUUCUUCUUUUUAUGCAUAAAGUUUCUUCUUAUUAUUCAUUAUAUAAUUUCUCAACAUAUUCUAAUUAGCAUUUACUGUGAUAUCUCUUUCAAAUUGAUUGAGUCGAACGCUCUUUGGAAGUCAACAAACAGCAUUUUCAAAUCGUUUUAGUGUUCGUGUGUUUUUUUUUCUAUUUAUUUUUCUCAAAAUAGGAUCAUUUAGAAUAUGGAAUGUGUUAUUAGUCUCUCAAUUUUUUUAUAUAACUUCAUCACUUUGUAUAUUUUGGCAUAUUUUGAUUAAUAUUUUAAUUAAAAUGUAAAAAUUUUGUUAUUGAAAGUUUUUUAAUAAUCGUCUAUAGUAAAACUGUGAUUCUAAUUAUUAUUAUAUAAUUAAAUUUCCACCCUGUAUAUUUUAUAUAAUUUAUUUAUCUCGCAAUAAAUCUGGAAAAUUUCAGUAACUGAAGUGAUUUUUCAAUAAAUUCGUGCUCAAUAUGAAUAAACUGACUAAUUUUAGCUUCUAAUUGAUACCAGUAGUGUUUCUUAAAUAGGGUGUUUCAAAAUUAAUGAGAAGCUUAUAGAUUUAGACAAUAAUGUUGAUAAUUCGUUAAAAUUUUACAAUUUAAUAGUAAUAUCACUGAACAUUAAUAUAUACAGGGUGAAAUUUGAAAUAUAAAUAGUAUUCCGGUUCUUGUGGGGCAUCCUUUUAAUAUGAUAAAUAAAUUCAUGUUCUAAUUAUUUUUUUUUGUAUCGAUAUAAAUGUUAUUUUUGUUUGUAAAUAUAUUGAAUGUAAGAAAGAGAUGUAUUAAAUAUGUAUAUGAUUAACGGAUUAAAUAUUUUCUUGUA
Diorhabda sublineata is the source of this 3135-nucleotide messenger RNA. It is a transcript of the gene red, whose product is annotated as lysM and putative peptidoglycan-binding domain-containing protein 2. The transcript has 3 exons. The coding region runs from base 314 to 964 and encodes 216 amino acids. Lineage: Eukaryota; Metazoa; Arthropoda; Insecta; Coleoptera; Chrysomelidae. The record is from RefSeq and is a predicted model, not a curated record.